Entrophospora sp. SA101 is the source of this 1641-nucleotide messenger RNA. The record is from the annotation of a GenBank genome assembly. Lineage: Eukaryota; Fungi; Glomeromycota; Glomeromycetes; Entrophosporales; Entrophosporaceae.
AUGAAUAGUGAACCAACAAGAUUACCUAAAUCAAAACGUAAACUAAGUUUCGAACAUAAUACUAUACGUAGUGCACACAAUUCAACCGCGAAACCAACCACAACUUUUGAUUCUAUUGAUGCAAAUGAAGAAAGCCUUUUACAGCGUAAAAUAAAGCUUGAAAAGUAUUUGAUAAAAAUUAUUGACAAAGUACAAUCAGAUAAUCAACAAAUUGAACAGUUGUCGUCUCGCAUAUCUGAUUUUGAAUCACAAAUACGAUUUGUAAAAGAUCAGAUUUUUGAGAAAAAGAAUAAACUGCUUGUGAAAAAUGCCUUUCGUGAAAAAUGCAUUCAAAUAAAUCACAGUGAUGCCAAUUACCAGAGGCUUUUGAGCAACUUUAAAUCUAGGAUCACUUUAAGAGAUGAAAUUGAUACAGAGUCAAAAGAAAACGAGAGAACAAUAUUAAUAAAUACACAUAAAAUCAAGAUUAGAGAAAUCUGUGAUAAUCAUAAAUUCUUGGUUCAAAAUACUAUAUUAAGCAAUGAAUCAACAGAUCACAGAUUAAAAAAUGAAAUCUCGAAUUCUAUUGAGGCACUAAUUCGGUUGAUAUCACCAAAAGUAUUGCUAGAAUCGGUACUGAGUGUAAUAAGAUCAACAUCAAAAGAUAUUAGCCGGGUAAAAAAACAAUUUUUAGAAAUAUAUUUGAAAAGAAAUACACAGGAUAUUCAAGAUCUUGUAAAUCAACAUAAAGAAAAUCAUAUCACCAAAUUUAUUGAAACUGAAGCAACUUACAAUGAAAUUUUUGCAGUGAAAGAACAUGCCAAAAAAUUGCAAAAUUCAAUUGAGAUUGCUAUUCAUAAUCAAUUUAAACAUGAUCCCUCUAUGACUAAUCGAAUCAUAUCUUUAAUAAAAUCAAAAGUAGAAUUGGAGGCAGAGAAACAUACUUUAGAUGUUCUUGAUAAAUGUGUAAAUGAUCUUAGACUUCGAUGUCAAAAUGUAUUAUGCAUAGAUGAUGGAUUGAAAAUGAUUUGUGAACAUGUCAAUAAUUCAAAUGAAAUUAUUGAAUUGAAAAAAAGUCAAAUAGAACAAUUAAAUUUAAUUAACAAUCAGACUAUAACCACUUUUUUCAAUCAAUUAAGGGAAGUAUCAGAAUAUAUCAAAAGAGUUCUUUGUCCUUUUUCUCACGAUUUUGAAUGGAUUUACAAAAGAAUUGAUUGCAUGAUGAUGAAAGAAAAUGAAAGAUUUCAAAAAUUAGAUUUGAAGAUUACUGUUCAACUCUACUAUGAAAAUGAAAUUCAUCAUAUUGGCUCUCUUGAAAUUCAUCGAACGCUUGAUGAUCCUUUUUUAAAAGAUGUUAAAGAUAUUAUUCGUAGUCCAAAGUAUCUUGGCGCUGAAUGCAUUUAUAUGAUGUUACGAGAACUAAAAUCCGAAUCAAAAAAUUGGUUGUCUUCUGUACGAAACCUUAUGAUAAAUUGCAAUAAAAACGACUCUUAUACAAAAACAAUUGAAAGUAUGCAAGUGGCUAUUGAAUAUUUAAAAGAAAAUCAGAUUCCACGACACAAAGCAAAAAUUGAUGAUUUAACAAAAACCACAUUUCAUGCUAUCCAUGAAAUUUUGGAAGAACGUAAUGAUUUUUUAUGUAAUUUUGCAAUGAUUUGUUGA